UCAGCUGCUGCCAAUAAAAUGGUGUACGAAACUUCCUACGAGAGCGGCCGCAGGCCAUUCAAGCCAGAUCCGAAUCGUGGAAAAUGGGAAAAGCCAACGGAUUUCAUUUACGCCUGCUUCGGUCUGGCGCUCAAAUUGGAUCUAUUUGUUAUUUCGUAUUGGUUCUAUUUCGACAUGGGCUUGUUUGGCAUGUUACCCUACUACAUCUAUAUGGCUCUCUAUCUGGUGCCCAUUAUGGUCAUACAUUCGUUUAUGGGUCAAUUCUCUAGCAGCGGCUUCAUCUCCUCCUUUCGAGUCUCGCCCUUUUUCAAAGGAAUGGGUUAUAUGAGUUUGAUACUAAGUUUGGCGAGUCUUUUGUACUAUGGCAUCUUUGCUAUAGUGCCCUUGAUAUUCAUAGUGCACUCCCUGCGGCCUGCUUUGCCUUGGAGCUGUGAGAACUUUGUGCCCGACAAAAAUGUAACAACUGUUUGUAACAUGUCGGAAAAAGCUGUGGAGACACUUCUGUCUUCGGAUUAUGACAAUUACAAUGAAUCAUAUUCAUUUACUUUGAUACAUGUGCCAUCCACGAUAUUCUUUCAAAAUCACUAUGAGGGAUCCCGUGAUACUGAAUCCUAUCAUAUGUCCCAAAAUACUAGUUUGUCCUGGCACAUCGUGGGCUACUCAAUUGCCGUUUGGGCCAUAAUAACAUUCAUAUUCUACAAGUUUUCCGAAACUGCUAAGUUUGGUAAAUUGAUUCGGUAUAUGGUGAUCUUCACUUUGGUCUUGCUGCUGAUAUGUAUGACACGAUUCCUCUUUCUACCGGGCGCCUUGGAUGGUAUUGUUCACUAUAUGAAACCGCAUUUCGAACAUAUGUUCGAGGGAGGCCUCUGCAUGUCAGUUGUAGUACUGCAAGCCUUCGGAUCAGGCUGGGGCACUAUCAUAGCUUUAUCUAGCUAUAAUAAUUUCAAGACCAACAUCAUGAACUACAGCUGGAUCAUUGCCUUUGGCCAGACACUCGUAUAUAUACUGUUUGGCAUGGUCACCUUUAUGCUAAAACAUUAUUUCGAAAGUGAGUAGACUAUUAUUAUUAAG
Drosophila arizonae is the source of this 1071-nucleotide messenger RNA. Its product is annotated as sodium-dependent proline transporter. Gene Ontology annotation, molecular function: glycine:sodium symporter activity. The record is from RefSeq and is a predicted model, not a curated record. Gene Ontology annotation, biological process: nitrogen compound transport; amino acid transport; sodium ion transmembrane transport. Gene Ontology annotation, cellular component: plasma membrane. NCBI's taxonomy places the organism in Eukaryota, Metazoa, Arthropoda, Insecta, Diptera, Drosophilidae.